GGGGACCAACCAACCUCAUUCUUCCAGUUUACCAAAAGCUGCAAAUAAGGAAUAGCAGUAUUUGGUAAACAUUAAACUAGCAAAAUACUAAAUAGAUCUAUGGCUCAAAAUAUGCUGCCGGCUUUAUGAUAACGCGUGAUUGAAAUUAAAAAAUAAUAUCAAUUAUUUUAUCAUUACAAUUUACAGUUUACAAUAUUUUUAUUUCAUUUAUUUGCAUAAAUUAAUCGAAUUAUAAUCAAUAUUACUAUUAUUAUCAAUAUAACAUCAAUAAUUAUUGUUCAGACGGUUUAUUUAUUUGUGAUAUUUUUUUUCUGUUCAAUCUUUACCUUUAAGUAAUAAAUAGUAAAUAGGUAAUAUUAUAUCUCCAAGACGAUUGUUAUAUCUUAUUACUUACAUAAUUUGGUAAGUCUUUUAUAUAAUUCAUCAUUAGAUAUUCAACACUUGAAAAAUCGCCUUUUUAUAACAACGAACAUUAUUAUUAUAUUAUUUAAUAUGAUGUAGUUUUCACUUCAAGUAAUAUUUUAAUUUACAAUUAAAUUAAAAUUGUCACUCUGGUUUUGGUAAAUCAAAACCAAGCUUAUUGUAUGAUUUUUAUUUCUUAUUUGUGGUCUGUAUUAUUAGAUACCUAAUCAAUGAAAUAUACAUAAAUGAAAAUGUAUGAUUAUUUAGUUUUGUAAUUUUUUUAUGUGUAAUACCUAUCAUGUAAUUACCUAUUUUAUUGGAAAUAACAUUAAAUUAAUUUUUGGUUUAUUCAUUUUGUAAUAAUAUUAUGCACAAUAUUAAUUUAUUAGUUGUACGCAUAAAAAUAGUUGUCUAAUUAUAUUUGAAUUAAAAUACCUAAAUAAAUUCACAGAAACAUUAAAAACUAAUCCGGUUUGUUUUUUACUUAGAAAUGUAUGUGCAAGUGGCAGAAAGUGAAAACUCAUUCGUAGAUCCCAUUGACAUGCCUACUGAAAAAGAUAAUAGUCUAUUGUUGUCUACUUUAGAAGCACAAUAUCCUGGGGCGAUUGGUUUGAAAUAUCGUGUUAACAAUAGGUUGCGAAUAGUUCGUCUCAAUGAGGAUAAAUUGUAUCCUCCAGAAGAUGGUUGGUUAGAUCGUAUUUAUAUCUGUAAUUUCCGGAACACUCAUAAAAGGAAACCCAAUGAAAUUGAAGAUAGUGUUAAGAAAGAAGAUGAUGAUCAUAGUGUUUCUGAUAUGGAUUUAGUUGUGUUGGGUUUGCCGUGGAAAGUAACUGAAGAAGAAUUGAAAAAGUAUUUUGUCAAAUUUGGUCAAGUAGAGUAUACUCAAAUUAAGACUGAUCUCAAUGGUAAAUCAAAAGGAUAUGGAUUUGUCAGGUUUAAGCAUAAAAAAUCUCAGGUCCGUGUUAUGCUAGAACGGCAUAACAUUGAAGGUAGGUGGUGUGAUGUACGCAUACCAAACAGCAAAGACAAAAAUGUAAAUAAAGUGCCCCGCAAAGUAUUUAUAGGACAAGUGCCCGAGAAUGUGGACGAAGAUUUGUUGAGAAAUUAUUUUGUCAAAUUUGGAGAAAUAUCAGAUUUAUUUUUGCCCAGACCACACAGAGGCUUUGCAUUUGUGACUUUUACUGACCCUUCAUCAGCUCAGAAAGUAAUUGGCAAAGAUCAUAAAGUUGGCGAUUGCAGUGUAGUGUGUACAGAAGCAAUACCAAAAAAAGAAAUGGCUCCUAAAUGGAAUGACUACGAUAGUAGUAGAGACAAGAGGAGAGAACGAUCUCCACAUCGCGCACAGGUCCCAGAGGAUGUCUGGGACUACGAUCAGGAUAGCUACGAUCGACAAUUUAUCCGAGGAAAUGGACAUCAAUCAGUUAAUAGUAUUGGUUUUACAAAUGAUAAUAAGAAUAAUUUUAAUCCAGACAUGGUAGCAGCUGCAGUGAACAAGGCUGUUAUGGGUGUGAUCAGUAAUUUGAAAGGGGGUGGACAAAGUAACCAAAAUGAUAAACUUCAGGGGGCAGACGAUUGGUGGAUGCGAAGAUAAAUAUUACUAAUGAAGUGUUUUUAAUUUUAUCUUUGGUUUCUUUAUAUUAUAAAUUAAAAACUAUUAUUUUAAUAAUGUAGAAUAUUGAUUUUAUUGACCUCAAAAAUUAAGGGAAACAAAUCCCAUUUCGAUAAAAACCAAAAGAAGCAUUAGAUUGGUCGUAAUAUUUAGUAUUAUUGCAAGUUCCUCAAUGAGAAUUAAUGUAUUUUUACAUUACAGGUACAAAAUAAAACGGUUGUUGCGUCAUUCAUUUUACCAAUUUAUGAUGUUAAAAAAUAUAUACAUUUUAUAUUCUUGACGAUUGUGCAUCUAAUAUAUGAAAUAAAAUUAUACAUCACAUAUUUUAUGUUUAAAUAGUAGAGACUAAACACCACACUGUAUCACUACUAAUUAUGAUUAUUAAAUUUCAACUUCCAUACAAUUUUAGUUUAAAAUUGUGAUUUUUUCAAUGUAUUAACAAUUAAUAUUUUUUUUUCUUUAUCAGUUUAUAUUAUAAAAAGUUUGUGUUUAAGUUCUUGUUUAAAUGCCUUCUUUCUUCUCUAUGACAUGUACAAACUAAGUUUCACAAAUGAUGUAAAUAGUUUUAUGAACCACUUAACACAUCUCUUUAUUAAAAAAAAAGGUUUGGUCACAUUUUAAUAUAUGAUAGCUACAAUAUAGAUUUAUAUUGUAGACCAUGUAUUAUAUACAUCUACAUUUGUGGUUAUAUAGAUUUUUUUUAUAUAUAUAUUUAUUUUUUUUCUUUGUGCAUUUAAACGCCAUGUCAAAGUACACAUACAC
Molecule: messenger RNA, 2773 nt
Organism: Cinara cedri
Lineage: Eukaryota; Metazoa; Arthropoda; Insecta; Hemiptera; Aphididae
Source: the annotation of a GenBank genome assembly